CACCGUCAAGAAUUCGCGAACAGUGGCGGAUCUACUAAUGGGCCUGCCCGUGCACGUGCCCCAUGUGAUUUUUUUUUAAAAAAAAAUAAAAAUAAAAAAAUAAAAAAAAUAAAAAUAAAAAAAAUUCGAAAACAGGGGAUUCAUCGAAACAGAAUAGAGACCCGCAGUCCCGCACCCGCACUCUCUCUCACUCUAAACCUAAAAACUCUCCCUCCAGUUGCUGCCGCCCUCCCGCACGCCGCACGGCCUCACCAGUCACCACGCCACCGCCGGCUGCUGCUCGCCUGCUACCUGCCGUGGAUUGCUCGAAGCGACGAAGCCUCGAAGGCUCGAUUCGAAGUUCGAACUUCGAACACAGUCGAACUCGAACCGUAAUCCCUAAAAAUCGAAAUUUUUGAUUUUGUUUAAGUGUAUGCAGAAUGUUUGAUAUUGUAUCAUUGACGGUGGAUGGUGGGGUUUUUUCUAUAACACAAACUCAGCAUAAUCUCCUUUCGAAAAACAUCAUCCAUGGACAGAGAACUCAGUGUAUUCCCACAAGAAUUUCAUCAUCUUCGACAAAAGAUGUAUGGACUAGGGCACCAUCCCAAGCUUCAUCUUCUUCAUCGUCUACUUCUUUUUCACAGCAACUUUCUCGAAUAUAUUGCCAAAAUCAAACUCAAAGAAACAAUUUCUUAGACCACUACAUAGACAUGGAGGAUUUGCUGAAAUCCAUUGCCCAAACUGCAAGUGAGGAAGAGUUGUUUGCUUUAUUGUCACCUUAUAAAGGCAGGCAACUAUCUGUUAGGUUUAUGGUAUCUCUUCUUUCCCGUGAAUCAGAUUGGCAAAGGUCGAUUGCUUUGCUUGAUUGGAUAAAUGAAAUUGCUUUAUAUACCCCAUCAGUGUUUGUUUACAAUGUUGUCAUCCGUAAUGUGCUUCGAGCAAAGCAGUGGGUAGUUGCACAUGGUCUGUUUGACGAAAUGCGGCAAAGAGCUUUAGCCCCUGAUAGGUAUACUUACUCGAUGCUUAUAACCCAUUUUGGAAAAGAGGGCUUGUUUGAUUCGGCACUUUCUUGGCUUCAGAAGAUGGAGCAAGACCGUGUGUCGGGUGAUCUUGUUUUGUACAGUAAUUUGAUUGAGUUGUCUCGUAAGUUAUGUGAUUAUUCUAAAGCAAUUUCUCUGUUUUCAAGGUUGAAGAGGUCUGGUAUUAAGCCUGACCUUGUGGCUUAUAAUACUAUGAUUAAUGUGUUUGGGAAAGCUAAGCUAUUCUGUGAGGCUCAAGAUCUGUUGAAAGAGAUGAGAGAAAAUGGAGUCACGCCUGAUACAGUUAGUUAUUCAACACUUUUGAAUAUGUAUGUAGAGAAUCAUAAGUUUGUUGAGGCAUUAUCUGUGUUUUCUGACAUGACUGAUGCAAAUUGUGUUCUUGAUCUCACUACCUGCAACAUUAUGAUAGAUGUUUAUGGACAGCUUGACAUGGCCAAGGAAGCUGAUCAGCUUUUCUGGAGCAUGAGGAAAAGGGGCAUUGAGCCUAAUGUUGUUAGUUAUAAUACUCUUUUGAGGGUAUAUGGAGAAGCCGAGCUUUUUGGCGAAGCUAUACAUCUUUUUCGGUUGAUGCAAAAAAAGGAUAUCGAACAGAACGUUGUAACGUACAAUACCAUGAUGAAAAUAUAUGGGAAAUCCCUUGAACAUGAAAAGGCCGGAAAUUUGGUGCAAGAGAUGCAGAAAAAGGGGAUUCAACCUAAUGCAAUUACAUACUCAACAAUAAUUUCUAUAUGGUGUAGGGCUGGGAAACUGGAUCGUGCUGCCAAGUUGUUUCAAAAGCUUAGAAGUUCUGCUUUAGAGAUUGAUCAGGUUCUUUAUCAGACUAUGAUAGUGGCUUAUGAGAGAGCGGGAUUAGUUGCUCAUGCAAAACGGCUGCUACAUGAGCUUAAGUGUCCAGACAAUAUCCCCCGAGAUACUGCAAUUGCCAUUCUUUGUCGAGCUGGAAGGAUCGAAGAGGCUACAUGGGUCUUUCGACAGGCAUUUGACGCCAGAGAAGUGAAGGAUAUUUCUGUAUUUGAAUGUAUGAUUGAACUUUACUCAAGAAAUAGGAAAUAUAUGAAUGUCAUAGAGGUGUUUGAGAAGAUGCGAGAGGCGGGAUACUUCCCCAAUGCCAAUGUCAUUGCUCUUGCCUUAAAUGCUUAUGGAAAAGUCAAGGAGUUUGAAAAGGCUGAUUCAGUAUAUUGGGAAAUGCAAGAAGCAGGUUGUAUAUUCCCAAAUGAAGUUCAUUUUCAGAUGUUGAGUCUGUAUGGCGCAAGAGGCGACUUGAAGACUGUGGAAUCACUUUUUGAGAUGCUGGAUACCGAUCCCAACGUAAACAAAAAGGAAUUAUAUCUUGUUGUUUCUAACAUACAUGAAUCAGCAAAAAGGCUCAAUGGUGCUGCAAGAGUAGAUGACGUGAUGGCAAAUGAUGGUACACUAAGAUCUUGAACCCAAAUAUAGGUAAUGUUUAUGCUAUUAGAUUACUUUAACCUUAUGCUAUGUUUGGGAAUGUUGAUUUCAUUUGAAAAUGUGAAUUUGACUCAAAUUUAGUAUUUGGCAAAUAAAAACUUUUCAAAUUUGAAUUUGAGUCAAAUCCAACAAUGUUUUAAAAGUAGUUAAAGAUAAGGAUUUGAGAAUGACUUCCCUAAGCUUGUCAUUCUUAAAUUCUUCUUUGAUGAAUUCAAAAUUGAAAUCUACAAUUUAAAAUGAAAUGCUUGUUUCCAAACGCAACCUUAAAUUAUUUCACAUUUUGUAUGUAUUUAUGAAUAGUGUACAUAAUUGAUAUAUCAUUCCCAUUCUUUUGAGGUAUCCUGGUAUCACUGUGAGAUAAAAAUUCUGUUGUAGCUUCACAUUUGAGGCAUAUAACAUGAAACGCUACAAUUUAGCAACGAAUAAAAAUGUAUGACACUUCUUUGUGAAGAUUUAGUAUAUGACACUUCUCAAAUUUUACAAAAUGAGGAAUGGCCUACCGCUUCAAUCAGGUGUAGCCUUUGGACAUGUUUAUUUUCGUCUUUAUUUGCCUUUGGAACAUGAUUCUAGGCAUUUCAUGUUUCUUUUUCAAUCAUUGCUUGUUCAUCGUUAUUCUCCUUCGUUUCAGCUUCAAUUGAGAGAAAAGAAUGAAUAAAAUGUUGAAAUGGGACUAAUUUUCUGCUGGUUUCGAAGGUUUUCCCAAAGAAUUUAUAUGCAGAAGGGGCAUAAUUGGGUUCACUAGUUAAUUAAUUUUGUCAAUUUCAAUAAUAGUCUACAAUAGAUAGGAGAUCAACCUCAAGUUCAGGUCCAGCAUUGGUGUAAAUCUGAAACUUAGAACUUGAGUGUUGAUGGAAAGUUUACCAAUGCUCAGAUUAAGGACAAAAUCCUAGCUGAGAAAGGUAUUGUCUUAUUUUUUUAAAAUCUAGGCAUGUUCUUUACAUAUUUAUUUCCAUUUUGCUUCGCUUCAGAAUUCUUGUUAUGACUGACUGAUUUAUAUUCUGAUUGAGCUGGACAUAGUGUUUGUGAGAUGUGUCUUAAAUUAUGGGUUUUUGUGAUUUGUAAGUAAUAAGUUUAUUGAAUCAUGUCAUUUUUUCUAUACUUUUGAUGGGUUUUUGUAGUACUUCCGUGCCAAGUUAUGUACAUCAAGCUUCCUUAUACUGUCUCAUGGAUGCUUGCUAAGAUUAUGAGGGGAAAAUUGGUGGUGGUUGGGCAUCAAUUUUUAGGGACAAAUUUAGUAUUAAAAAUGCUUACUUUCUAUUGUCAGAGUAGAUUAUGAUAAAGUUUUUUGGAGGGGUUUGGCAGGCAAUAAUAUAGCCUCCCCAUAGGGCUAUCUUUUGCCUUUGGUUGAUUAUUUGGACAGAUAACCCUUCCCUGGUUAGAUUGGCUAAGUGGAGUAUUUUUGAUGAUCCUAUUUGUAUGCUUUGAUGAAGAUAAGACUUUGGAGUAUGUUCUUCACUUGUGUAAGUUGUGAUGGACCUUAAAAGGAGACUUUAAAACCUUUUCAUAGUUUUGAUUUUGGCUUUAAUUUUGUGGAGGAAACAAAAUCUUCGCUAAGCUUAAAAGGAAGAAGUCGCAGGAAGACAAAGCUUUAUUGUUAUGCUGGAUGGAUUUGUGCUAUGCUCUAUGGUGACGAAGAAAUAAGGUGAUCUUAAGUAGUGGCAUGCUUCCUCGUAGUCUUAUCGCUAGAGAUAUUGUUUUUCGUAUUGCUACUUGUGUGGGUGGAUCUGUUCCUUCUUGUUCAGGGCCUUUGUUUAGUGUGUGAUAUCUAUUGGCUUGUUGUUUGCUGUCUGCCUUUGUGUGGCUGUUAUGUUAUGCUGUGCAGGUAGUGGUAGAUGUUUUGAGCUGCGGCCUUGCAACUGUUGGUGCAGGGGUUGGGCAGUGACUCUGCGUGACUGCUGUUCUGGGUCUGUUUGGAAGUUUCAACUUUUUAUUUUUCAAUGUUAAUUGUUGUAUGGUCAUUGAAGUAGGAAAAAUCACUGUUUGCUAUGUUAAAUAAAUUUAAUUAUUAUGUUAGGUAUGAAAGAUUAAGGACUAAUGAUGGGUUUAGAUUUUUCUUUCAAAAAAAAUGAUGGGUUUAGAUUUUGUUGAAGUUCCAAGAAUGCUGAAUUAUAGUAAAACAAUGAACAUACAACACUGUGUUUAUCUAGUACUGUUAAGAUGAUGUUCUGUCAAUGGUUUCGGACUAAUGAUGGGUUUAGAUUUUUCUUUCAAAAAAAAAUGAUGGGUUUAGAUUUGGUUGAAGUUCCAAGAAUGCUGAAUUGUAGUAAAACAAUGAACAUACAACACUGUGUUUAUCUAGUACUGUUAAGAUGAUGUUUUGUCAAUGGUUUGUCAAUGGUUUCAAAGGUAAUUGUUGAAUGAUAGUUUAGUUAUCUUUUUAGAGAAGAAUUUGUUUCUCAAUGUUAGUAUUGAUGCUACUGUAUAUAGAUUUCAAAAUAUGAAAACUAAGCGAAAGCAAUUGUAGUUUAUUUGUUACUUUAUAUUUCAUUAUGUUGGACUAUGUUUUCAUUGUAAAUUUGAACCAUUGUAGUUCCUUGUUAUCUUUUAUAUUACUUUGGCUUUCUCUUGGGAUCAUUGCGCUUCUACAAGUCAUUUUGUUGAAAUAAAAAAUAUUUUAGUUGUUAAUUUUACAAAUGAACCUUUGUCGAAAUCCCGUCCAUUUGUUGGUGCCCCAGGGGACUCUGAACCCUGAAUCCGCCACUGUUCGCGAGCAUUAUAGAACGAAAGAAAUGAUCCAAAUUGAAAAAAUGGAGAGAAUGAGGAAUUAUAAUAGAUAGUAUAUACCUAAGUCUAGCUAAUGCCUAAUAGGUAAUAAGAAAUGAAAGGCUGUUUUGCUUUUCGGAGUCUUUUAGCCUUUUUGGACUUCGGAGAUUAUGAUGAUGAAAAAGGCGUGUUUAUAAAUGGGUGGAAAGAUUAUAGGGGAGAUGGAGGAAAGAAGUGGGGGUGGGGUCAUUUUUGGAUUCUGGAAUAUGCAUGUGAGUAUGUGACAUGUUAGGGAGUCUCAUGGAUCAUGCUCAUGGUUCAUGGACUUCGAAAAUUUGAAAUAAAUGAGAUUAUUUAUCUACUUAAUUCCAAAUAUAAGAUUCGGGAAAAUUUAUGUCCCAAAAUAAGCUUCCGUACGUCCAAGCCUAGCCUCGGGUAAGUCGCUAUUACUAACAGCGAAUAAGGGGAAAUAAAAUAAAAAUUAAAAAGUUGAAAGUCGUUGUUACUAACAGCGACUAUGAAAUUUUAAAAAAAAAAAUUCCAAAUAUUCUCCUGGGCCAAGACUCACAUAACAGCAAGCCCAAAGCCCAUUCACUUUAACCUUUAAACAGUUAUCUAAUAUCAGAUGAACUAACAUUCAGUAAUCGGACUGUAAUUCAAGCCAUUGGUUCCUCUUCAAAAGCUUCCGGUCCAAUGUAUCAUUCAAUAGCAACUAUUCUAAGAACAACAGGUCCUUAUGAUAGAUUUGGUGCGUAUAUUCAACAAUUCUAAUAUCAUUUAUAUCAAACAUAUUUAAUUUCUUAUGCGUAUAACUACAUAUAAGUUAUAAAUACAUUAUCAAGAAAG
Molecule: messenger RNA, 6014 nt
Organism: Amaranthus tricolor (Joseph's coat)
Lineage: Eukaryota; Viridiplantae; Streptophyta; Magnoliopsida; Caryophyllales; Amaranthaceae
Product: pentatricopeptide repeat-containing protein At5g39980, chloroplastic-like
Exons: 2
Coding region: 420-2444 (674 amino acids)
Molecular function (GO): protein binding
Source: RefSeq, a predicted model, not a curated record